CAGCCCAGGGACUCCGCGGGUUUCCCAGUCACACCCCGCACCGACCUCUCCAGUCUUACAAGACCCUCGACCCCCAGACAAGACCCUCUACCCCCCCAAGCCAUCCGCGGGGGCGGGACCCCCCGUGCCCCGGCCGUACCUGCCGAAGGUGUCCCCGAAGGGCAGUGCGAGCCAGCGGCGGGGCAUGGAGCGCAGGAAGGCGCUCUGCUGCUCCUCCGUCUCGUCGCGGGACACGUAGACCAGGACGAGCUGGCGGGAGCGCUCCACGUAGAACUCGUCGCGCCCCGCGCAGCUCCCGCUCUGUGUCCAGCUCGUCCUCCUCCCGGUUCGCCUUCAGCACCUUCCCGGCGAAGAGCGCGGACAUGGCAGAGGGAGGAAGGCUCGGCACGAGGGGAGACCCCUGUCCCUGAUCCCGGUCCCAGUGCCCUCAGAUCCCCGUCCCUGAUCCCGGUCCCUGAUCCCGGUCCCGGUGCCCCCGGAUCCCGGUCCCCGAUCGCAGACCCCGGUCCCGGAUCGGGGUCGCGGAUCCCGUUCCCAGCCAUGCACCCCGCGGGGCUCUGCGCGGCCUCCCUGGGCUCUCUGGGGCUGCUGCGGCUCUUGGGGGCCCCGUGGCCCUGGAGCGUGGCGGCCUCGCUGGGGCUGUGCCUGGGCGGCGGCGGGUGGCGGCUGCUGCGGCUCAUCGUGCGGACGGCGCCCCGGGACCUCUUCGGCCUGUGGGUGCUGCUCCGGGUGAAGUUCCACCUGCGGCGGCACCAGCGCUCCCGGGCCACGAUCCCGCGGCUCUUCCAGGCCGUGGCGCGGCGGCUGCCGGACAAAGCCGCGCUCAUCUACGAGGCCACGGGCGAGCGCUGGACCUUCCGGCGGCUGGACGAGUUCUCCAAUGCCGUGGGCAACCUCUUCCAGCAGCUGGGCUUCGGCUCCGGGGACGUGGUCGCCCUGUUCAUGGAGUCGCGCCCGGAGUUCGUGGCGCUCUGGCUGGGCCUGGCCAAGGCCGGCGUCGAGGCCGCGCUCAUCAACUUCAACCUGCGCCGGGAGUCGCUGGUUUAUUGUGUGGCCGCCUCCGGCGCCAAGGCCCUCGUGUUCGGGGGGGAGCUGGCGGCAGCGGUCUCGGAGGUCAAUGGGAUGCUGGGGAAGAACAUGGAAAAGUUCUGCUCUGGGGAAUAUAACCCGGAUCUGGUCCCUGUGGACACCAAACACCUGGAUCCGCUCCUGAAUUCCACCCCCAAAUCCCCCCCGGCGCAGAUCCCGUCAAAAGGCCUGGAUGACCGGCUCUUCUACAUCUACACGUCGGGCACGACAGGGAUGCCCAAGGCGGCCAUUGUGGUGCACAGCAGGUAUUACCGGAUCGCCGCCUUCGGCUACUACGCCUACCGGAUGCGCCCCGAGGACGUGAUCUACGACUGCUGCCCCUCUACCCACUCAGCAGGGAACAUCAUGGGUGUGGGGCAGUGCCUGAUCCAUGGGCUCACCGUGGUCAUCAGGAAAGAAGUUCGGCCCAGUCGCUUCUGGGACGACUGUGUCAAGUAUCGCUGCACGAUCAUUCAGUAUAUCGGGGAAAUCUGCAGGUACCUCCUGAACCAGCCGGUCCGUGACUCCGAGAGCCGGCACCGCGUCCGGCUCGCGGUCGGCAAAGGGCUCCGGCCCACCAUCUGGGAAGAGUUCACCCAGCGCUUCCGGGUGAAGCAGAUCGGGGAGUUCUACGGAGCCACGGAAUGCAACUGCAGCAUCGCCAACCUGGAUGGGAAGGUGGGAGCCUGCGGGUUCAACAGCCGGAUUUUGCCCAAUGUUUAUCCCAUCCGGUUGGUGAAGGUCAACGAGGACACCAUGGAGCUGAUCCGGGAUUCCCGGGGGCUCUGUGUCCCCUGUUGCCCAGGAGAGCCGGGGCUGCUGGUGGGGCAGAUCAACCAGCGGGACCCUCUGCGGCGCUUCGACGGCUACGUCAGCGAGAGCGCCACGAGCAAGAAGAUCGCCCACGACGUCCUGCGCAAGGGGGACCAGGCCUAUCUCUCAGGGGAUGUGCUGGUCAUGGACGACCUGGGAUACAUGUACUUCCGAGACCGGAGCGGGGACACGUUCCGGUGGCGCGGGGAGAACGUCUCCACCACAGAGGUGGAGGGAGCCCUGAGCCGCAUCCUCAACCAGACGGACGUGGUGGUGUACGGAGUGGAAUUCCAGGUGUGGAGGGCAAGGCGGGCAUGGCGGCCAUCGCAGACCCCUCAUCCCGGCUGGACCCGGGGGGGUUUGUAUGAGCAGCUGAUGCCGGGUGCUGCCGCCCUACGCCCGGCCCGUCUUCCUGCGCCUGCUGCACACCUGGACACCACAGGGACGUUCAAGCUGCAGAAGACCCGUCUCCGGGCGGAGGGUUGGGACCCCCGGCUGGUCCCCGACCGGCUCUUUGUGCUGGACCCUCAACGGGGCCGAUACGUCCCCCUGGAUCGAGGGAUGCACCAGCGGAUCUGCUCUGGGAAUGCUGGGCUGUGAGCCCCCAGAUCCCAGGAAAUCCAACGGAUCUGUGCCAGGAAUGCCGGGCUGUGACCCCCUGGGUCCUGGGAAAUCCGACGGAUCUGUGCCAGGAAUGCCGGGCUGUGACCCCCUGGAUCCUGGAAAUCCAAUGGAUCUGUGCCAGAAAUGCCAGGCUGUAACCCCCUGGAUCCUGGGAAAUCCAAUGGAUCUGUGCCAGGAAUGCCAGGCUGUGCCCCCCUGGAUCCUGGGAAAUCCAAUGGAUCUGUGCCAGGAAUGCUGGGCUGUGAGCCCCUGGAUCCCGGGAAUUCCAAUGGAUCUGUGCCAGGAAUGCUGGGCUGUGAGCCCCUGGAUCCCGGGAAUUCCAAUGGAUCUGUACCGUGAACACCAGCCUUCCAGGAACUGGGGGGAAUUUCCAGGAAGAUUUUUUGAGGAAAACAGCAGAAUUCCCAGGAAAACCACAACUUGGGGGGGGAGUGAUGGAUCUUUCCAGCUCCUCCAUCUGCCCCCAGAGCCGGUUCACCCCCCCACGGGCGCUGAUUAACAGGGCAGUGCUAAUUAGCGACUAAUUAGUGGCUCAUUAACCUCCCUAGGGACUGUUUCCAUGCGGGGGGGCCGACAGGGACAUAUUUAUUGAAGGAGCCCCCCCGGAUUAACCGAUUUAGCCCGUUUUUAACCUGUUUGGCUGUGCCUGACCACGAGGCCAUUAAAAACCAGUGACUGUG
Molecule: messenger RNA, 3185 nt
Organism: Chiroxiphia lanceolata (lance-tailed manakin)
Lineage: Eukaryota; Metazoa; Chordata; Aves; Passeriformes; Pipridae
Gene: SLC27A1
Product: solute carrier family 27 member 1
Biological process (GO): phosphatidylserine biosynthetic process; long-chain fatty acid import into cell; positive regulation of heat generation
Cellular component (GO): mitochondrial inner membrane; plasma membrane
Molecular function (GO): long-chain fatty acid-CoA ligase activity; fatty acid transmembrane transporter activity; long-chain fatty acid transmembrane transporter activity
Source: RefSeq, a predicted model, not a curated record